Messenger RNA from Lobosporangium transversale, 534 nucleotides. RefSeq lists its product as hypothetical. The record is from RefSeq and is a predicted model, not a curated record. NCBI's taxonomy places the organism in Eukaryota, Fungi, Mortierellomycota, Mortierellomycetes, Mortierellales, Mortierellaceae. The coding region runs from base 1 to 534 and encodes 177 amino acids. The transcript has 4 exons.
AUGGGUGCCAGCUGGAGCAUAAUCAUUGAGUGGAUUGUUGCAAGUGUCGGGGUUGAUCCCCUCCUAGAGCCAGUAUGCACCUCUCACUCUGUAAAGCCAGAUACAUUCCUUAGACCAUGGUUUUGCCACCUCCACUUUGUGCAGUUUUCUGCACUCGAUGAACCUACUACAACAGGGGCUGAAGGAUCUCUUCCUGGUGAAAAGGAGUAUCUAAGAUAUAGAUGCUUAUUAGCAAAUCAAUAUAUGGUUAUUGCUGGCUUGGUCCUUGAUCAGGCUGGCUUCUUUCGCUGUAUGUAUCGCUUCAGUCUCCCGUCUUUGGUCCCUUCUGGCAGUGUCUGUGCUGGUUUGUAUACCUUUGAUCGAUUGAAUCAUUACUCCCUGAAUAUGGAACCAAAAACGUCUUUCUUGGCUGUUUCUCUUUUCUCUACCUUCAAAACAACUUCUUCUAUUAACGUCUUGUUGGUGACAGCACACUUGGAAUCAUGGCGAUUACAAAAGCUGCUUAUGGUAACUGUGUCUCUUAGAUCAGGCUAA